AAUCUCGUCGUGGUUCAACGAUCCGCACGAUACAGAGUUGGCCGAUCUCUGUCCUUUCCUCGAGGACUUGGGCACUGCAUCGGGCGACAUGAGGGGCAUUCUCAACACCAUCAUAUAGCUACCGUCCAUAGACGCCAUCUUUUGCGCUGGUUCCUAAACCCAAUGUCGUCCGUUAUCGUGGUACCACUAGUUCAGGCCGCAUAUGGCCGAUUCGUCAAGGUGCCGUCGGUCGAUCGAUGCGAUACACCACUCCCGUUCGGUAGGCUUGCUCUGCUGCUCCAUCUGACGACCGAGCGUUCCUCGUCUCCUCUUCUUCUCCGCGGACUCGGUGACCUCACGCAGCUGACACCGUCCCCCGAUACCCUGCAUGCAUGCAUUCUACAAACACUCUUACAGUGCCCCUUACAUUCGCUUGAAAUACCACAAUCCUUUGGAAACCUACGUCGUAAUCAUUUAUAUGCGUUAUACCCUGUGCUCGUCGGCCCCUCAUGCAGUAUUGCUGUCGCGUCCCCUGUUGCUCAUGUGCUCAUCCAUACUAUACAUGACAUCUGUCCUGCGUGCCCACAGCUCAGCGUGUGCCUCAUUAUGUCAUGCUUUCCGGGCGUGUGAUUACACGGUCAGUCUCCGUUCUGGCGGCUCUGGCUGGACAUUGCCCAGAUAUAGCUGCCCACCCGGUCGGCUCCUGUGAAUAUCUGAGCGCAGCAAGUUACGGUAUCCCCGUGGCGAAGUUGAAUGUGCCACAGGACCACUCCAAUUGCACAUUGACCCUUGGAACAAUCAGCAUUAUGGGAGUUGUCGGUAUAUUUACCCAUUCUGUCAACGUCAGCGGCGCAGCCUCGCCCACUC
Laetiporus sulphureus 93-53 is the source of this 846-nucleotide messenger RNA. RefSeq lists its product as uncharacterized. The transcript has 3 exons. The coding region runs from base 163 to 609 and encodes 148 amino acids. The record is from RefSeq and is a predicted model, not a curated record. NCBI's taxonomy places the organism in Eukaryota, Fungi, Basidiomycota, Agaricomycetes, Polyporales, Laetiporaceae.